UUCCGUUUUUUCUUUUUUCAUCCAACAAAAUUGAAACCAUGUCGAAGUUUGCAUUGUAUGUUGUAUUGGUGGCACUGCACUUGCCAAUUUGGUUCUGUGAUGGAGAACCGCAGGUUCCAUGUUACUUCAUUUUUGGAGCUUCCUAUUACGAUAAUGGCAAUAAUAACCGUCUUUUAUCAGCAGCUAAAGCCAAUUUUUUGCCCUAUGGAAUUGAUUAUCCUCGAGGACCCACAGGAAGAUUUACAAAUGGUCGCACUACUGCUGAUUUCUUAGCUGAAUAUCUUGGAUUUGAAAAUGACAUUCCAUCCUUUGCAAGUAUUGGCAUUAGGAACUCAAAUGACAUCCUCAAAGGUGUUAAUUAUGCCUCUGGUUCAUCUGGGAUUCUUGAAGAAACUGGAAAGCACGUUGGAGAUCGAACAGGCAUGGAUGGGCAGCUGAACAAUCACCGGAGUAUAAUCUCACGUAUUGCUGAAACAUUAGGAGACAAGACGGCAGCCGAAAACCACCUUCACAAGUGCUUAUAUUCUGUUGCAAUGGGCGAUAAUGACUAUAUCAACAACUACUUCAAGAAGUUAUUAUACGACACAAGCUCCAAAUAUUCUCCUGAGAAAUAUGCCCAUCUUCUUCUUGAAAAAUAUAAUCAGCAAUUAGUGUCUCUUUAUAAUGAUGGGGCAAGAAAGAUAGUAGUGUUCGGAAUACCUCCGCUUGAUUGUUCUCCGGCAGCUCUUUCGGAAGAAUCAGGCAAAAGCAAAUCUGGAUGCGUGGGGGAAAGGACACAUGCAAUCAAUCUAUUCAACAGCGGCCUUAGAGAAAUGGUUGAAGAUAUUAACAAAAACCUAACAGAUUCGAAAUUUGUGUUGGUGGACGUGUACGGGAUAUCUAGAUCAUCAUUAUCCAGUUUAAAGGUGACAGAUGCACCGUGUUGUAAGGUGGAGACGAGUAUCGGAAUAAAGUUUCCGAUGUGUAUUCCCGGCAGUAUUCCUUGUGCGAAUAGGAAUGAUUACAUGUGGUGGGAUCAACUCCAUCAGACAGAGGCUGCAUAUAAAAUAUUUGCCGAUAGAUCAUACAAGAGCCAAGCUCCGACUGACGCUUUUCCUAUGGACAUCAGUCGACUUGUUCAAAAUCCUUAAUAUCAUUACCAAUUUGCUUAUUUUGUUAAAACUGUAGAGUUCUCUCAAGCAUAAACUCACUUACUUGCAGGUGAAGGUGAAGAUGAAGGCUAUUUUUUUGUAACAGUAGCAGUGUUUUUCUUUCUUUCUUUCUUAUUAACAAUUAGGCUCUGGGAAAGAACAUUUGUGUUCUUUUUCCAUUUUUCCUUGUCGCAAUUCAUAGGGAAUGAAUAUUGCUUUUUUGUAGGAAAUUUCGUGGAUGCUUCUGAAUGUAAAUUGUUCUUUCUAUAUAUUGACACUGAUGGAUGUUCAUGGCUUGGCUCAA
Jatropha curcas is the source of this 1434-nucleotide messenger RNA. RefSeq names its product GDSL esterase/lipase At1g29670. The record is from RefSeq and is a predicted model, not a curated record. Gene Ontology annotation, molecular function: hydrolase activity, acting on ester bonds. Lineage: Eukaryota; Viridiplantae; Streptophyta; Magnoliopsida; Malpighiales; Euphorbiaceae.